Trichoderma gamsii is the source of this 2184-nucleotide messenger RNA. Its product is annotated as fungal specific transcription factor. NCBI's taxonomy places the organism in Eukaryota, Fungi, Ascomycota, Sordariomycetes, Hypocreales, Hypocreaceae. The transcript is spliced from 6 exons. Gene Ontology annotation, molecular function: DNA binding; zinc ion binding; DNA-binding transcription factor activity, RNA polymerase II-specific. Gene Ontology annotation, biological process: DNA-templated transcription; regulation of DNA-templated transcription. The coding region runs from base 1 to 2184 and encodes 727 amino acids. The record is from RefSeq and is a predicted model, not a curated record.
AUGGCUUCCCCAGAUGAUGUUGCUGCAGGGACGGGACAGUCUGUGGAGCAGUUUACUUCACGGCCUGUUGCAUGUCUCAACUGCCGUCAACGACGCUCUUACUGUUCUAAAGAAAAGCCUACCUGCUCAAGAUGUCGAGAUGCUCGGAUAAGGUGUGUUUAUGAAGGCACUAGGAAAAUACUGGUGAACGAGCCUUAUUUACGAGAGCUGGAAGCAAAAGCAAAAAUCUUAGACAGCAUGCAGCCUGGAGGCUCAUCUGCUACUCAUGGCCACCGCAUCACCACCGACGAAGACGACGACUUUGAAGACGAGCAGCCUUUGCUUGAGCCAUUCACUCAACUCAGUUUAGAUAAGCCUUCUACGAGCUUUCAAGGCCCUGCCUCUUCCGACAACUUCCUUCGCAAUGUGAGAAAACUCUCAGGCUUCCAGGGCGACGAUGGGAGUCUCGAUUUGCCCUCAAACUUUUAUGAGCCUGGCGCUUUGCCUUCACGGCGACAGGCUGUGUUUAGCAUUCGCUCGCGAUUACCACCCAUUGAUAUGGCACGAAGGCUCUUUUCAGCGCAGUACAUGUUUAUCGGCACAAUUUUCGCCUUUACCGAUCCCAGAGAUUCGUUUGAGCGCUUGCUUCUCCAGGCCUAUAGCGGACCGCCCGAUCCUUCUGACAAGACAGAGUGCCUAGAAUAUGCGAAAGUGCUGCUCGUACUAGCCUUUGGGCAGUUAUACUCGGUCAAUCAGUGGGUAGACUUCCGAGGUCCGCCGGGCUUCGACUAUUUUCGAGAUGCGGUAAAUCUUCUUCCAGAGACACACGAGGAAGGGUCUAUUCUCUGUGUGGAGACUUUGGCUCUCGCAGGAUACUUUAUGCAGAAUAUGAAUCGUAGAGAUGCGGCGUUUCAGUUUAUCGGCAAGGCUUUGCGCAUGGCGAUUUCGCUUGGCUUGCACCAGGAAGUCAGCCCGCACUACUAUUCACAGCAAGGCCCGGAACUGGACAAGACGGCCAGAGAGCAUCGUCGGCGCGUCUGGUGGUCCAUCUAUAGCCUUGACAGGAUCUUGUGCGUCAAGUCUGGCAACCCCAUCACCAUCCAGGACGAGGAUAUAGGGGUGGAAAUGCCAUCGCCGCUGCCGGGAGACCCCGAGUACUGUCCUGCCGUGGUGCUGCGACAUUACACCGAGCUUUCUCGCAUCCUGGGCCGGAUUCACAUGACAAUAUAUCGGAGAUCGAACAAAUCGGCGCCGAAAUCUGGUAAGAGCCUGAUGGCGUCUGUGCAAAGCAUCAUCUUCUCGCUUUCAAAAUGGAAUCGUGAGGUGCCAGAUGACCUGCGCUUCGACCCCGCGCAGCUCUCCUUUAGUCGUGAGAGCGUCGGGGCACUUGCGCACUACUAUCAAUGUAUCAAUAUGACAGUGAGGCCAUUGCUGUUCCAUGUCGUGCAGAAGCGAUUGCAGGCUAUUCGAGGCGGAGGUGGUGCGGCAGAGAAGGAGCGUGACUGGAAAGAAGGGCUCUCUCAAACGACUGUGAGAGUCAUCGAUAUGUGUGUUGGAGCGGCACAAGAUGUUAUUAACAUGAUGGCCAUUGUAGCACAGAGAGAUAUGGUUGCAACGUAUGGUUAUAUGGAUGGCGAGCACAUCUUCUCAGCUACAAUUGUGCUCGUCAUGGUAUGCACAGCAUUUCCUGACAACACCGCCAAUACGCUUGCGAUGACGGCUGGGCUUGGCCUGCUGAGGAACAUGGGCGAGCGAGGCAACAGCCACAUGGGUGCUCGCUAUGAACUGCUGCUGAGCAUAUACUCUGGCUCAAGCAUCACGCCUCUCACCGCUCCUAGCCAGCAGCUUGCAAUGAUGUCGCCCGGCUCUCAGGCCUUGGAAGCCUCCAUACAAGGCAAGGGCGUCGUCCCUCCGCGAAUAUCAAUGGCACCGCCAUACCCUAUAAACGCGUACGAUAGUAGCACAAGCACUGCGAAUAUGCCUCUUACUUUCCCGGUUGUAGAUAGCAACUCACUGAACGAGCCAUUUUACGACGAUAGCGUGAGUACGGGUAUGGACUUUGGGCUUUGGGAAGAGGGCUUUGCGUAUCCGACAAUGGACCUCGAUGUGGAUUUGGCGCAGCGCACAUCAACGAUUGGGGGAACUGGCGGGACUGAUAUCCGCGAGUGGAUGUUUGAUUUCAUGGGCCAGGGGAAUGCUUCAUGA